Molecule: messenger RNA, 1477 nt
Organism: Seriola dumerili (greater amberjack)
Lineage: Eukaryota; Metazoa; Chordata; Actinopteri; Carangiformes; Carangidae
Product: noelin-3
Exons: 4
Coding region: 10-1161 (383 amino acids)
Biological process (GO): signal transduction
Source: RefSeq, a predicted model, not a curated record
GUGCAGAACAUGUCGCAGUCAAUCGAGGUGCUGAACCUUCGGACGCAGAGGGACUUUCAGUAUAUCAUGAGAAUGGAGAGCCAGAUCAAAGGCCUGCGGUCAAAGUUCCGACAGAUCGAAUCGGACAGGAAGACACUCGUCAACAAAAACUUUCAGGAGCUAAAGGGAAAGAUGGAGUCCCUGCAGCCGCUCAUCCCUGUCCUGGAGCAGUACAAGACAGACGCCAAGCUCAUCUCCCAGUUCAAAGAGGAGAUCAGAAACCUGUCUGGUGUGUUGAUGGGCAUCCAGGAGGAGAUGGGAGCCUACGACUAUGAGGAGCUGCAACAGAGGGUCUUAAACCUGGAAAAUCGGCUCCGCAACUGUAUGAGUAAACUCACAUGUGGCAAGCUGAUGAAGAUCACUGGGCCGCUGACAGUGAAAACAUCAGGGACCAGAUUUGGAGCCUGGAUGACCGACCCACAGGCGUCUCCCAAAAACAACCGGGUCUGGUACAUGGACAGCUACACCAACAACAAGAUUGUAAAAGAGUAUAAAUCCAUCGCUGAUUUUGUGGCAGGAGUCGAGUCGAGAACGUACAACCUUCCUUUCAAAUGGGCUGGAACUAACCACGUGGUGUACAACGGCUCUCUGUACUACAACAAGAUGCAGAGCAACAUCAUAGUGAGGUAUAGCUUCGAAACGGGCCGCGUGGUCACACAGAGAGCUCUGGAGUCGGCAGGCUUCCACAAUGUGUACCCCUACACCUGGGGAGGCUUUUCAGACAUCGACCUGAUGGCGGACGAGCUGGGCCUGUGGGCCGUGUACGCAACCAACCAGAACGCGGGAAACAUCGUCAUCAGCCAGCUGAACCCUGACACGCUCCAAAUCCUCAACACGUGGAACACAGAAUACUCAAAGAGGAACGCCGGCGAGUCUUUUAUGAUCUGUGGGACACUCUACAUCACUAACUCCCACCUUACUGGCGCCAAGGUUUACUACGCUUACUCCACUAAAACCUCCACCUACGAGUAUACAGACAUUCCCUUUCAUAACCAGUACUUCCACAUGUCUAUGCUGGACUACAACGCCAGGGACCGCACCCUCUACGGCUGGAACAACGGCCACCAGGUCCUCUUCAACGUUACACUUUUCCACAUCAUUAAAACUGAGGACACCUCUUAGGCGGAGGAACAAAAGGGAAAUUAUGAAAAAAUGGAUUAAAUGGAUGGUUUCACCUGAAUGUUCUUUUGAAUUCUAUUUAUUUAUUUAUUUAUUUCAUUUCCCUGAUUAGUUUUGUGCAUUUUAUAUAAAUUUAUUUAAUGGCAUCUCGUUAUUUUGCCUGCUGAUUCAUCAAGAUAUUCUCCAUGUGGGAAUGUGACACUCUCCAUAAAAAUAAAUGACAGCACAAAUUAAAACAAGUUCAUUGCAUUAUGGAAUACACUGCAGACGCACAUUUUGGACUAAAUAAUGGCACUUUUACUUUGCAACUUUCCGAAAU